Fusarium keratoplasticum is the source of this 1533-nucleotide messenger RNA. RefSeq lists its product as uncharacterized. Gene Ontology annotation, molecular function: heme binding; iron ion binding; oxidoreductase activity, acting on paired donors, with incorporation or reduction of molecular oxygen. The transcript is spliced from 3 exons. NCBI's taxonomy places the organism in Eukaryota, Fungi, Ascomycota, Sordariomycetes, Hypocreales, Nectriaceae. The record is from RefSeq and is a predicted model, not a curated record. Bases 1 to 1533 code for a protein of 510 amino acids.
AUGGCCCUCUCAACCAUCUCCUUUACUUACGUCCUCUACGGAGGCGUGACUCUCAUUGUUGCUCGAGUCCUUUACGAGUUCUUCCUUUCACCCCUCAAGCACAUUCCAGGCCCCUUCCUGGCCAAGUUUACAGACUUUUACCGUGCCGGUCUCACCACCCGGGGCCAUGUCGACAGCACCACACGUGGAUGGCACAAGAAAUGGGGCUCUGCCGUGCGUGUCGGCCCCAAUGCCAUUAGUAUCAGUGAUCCAGACUUGAUCCGGGUCAUCUACACGACUAAGAACCCAUGGCGCAAGAGCAACAUGUACCGCCCCAAUGACGUCGUUAUCAAUGGCCAGCGCAUCCAAAAUAUCUUCAACACAGCAGACAAGAACUUCCAUGCCAAGUACACCAAGCCAAUUGGAGGCUUCUGGACACUCACCAAGAUCCUUGACCUCGAGCCUGUCAUGGAUGAGACCCUCAGUGAACUCGUCGGACAUCUUGACAGGCGUUUUGCCAACACGGGUGAUGUUUGCAAGAUGGAUGACUGGGUCGCUUACUAUGCCUGGGAUGCUGCCGCGAACAUCAGCUUUGGACGCCAUUACAGCUUCAUGGAAGAGGGAGGUGAUGUUGGUGGUAUUAUCGCCGAGAGCACGGCAGGUCUCAAGUACUUUGCACCCGUUAGCCAGAUCCCAUGGCUUGAUGAGUGGCUGGACAAGAACCCCGUUUGGCGAAUUGGUCCCCGUCCUCUGGUCAACGGCUUUGUGUAUACCGUCAAGAUCCUCACCGAGUACCAACAGCAGGUCGCUUCUGGUGCAGCCAAGCGCAAGCCAGUAGACUUAUUCAUCGACAAGUACAACAGCCUUAAGGAUACACACGACUUUGUCGACGACAACCAGGUCAUCAACUGGCUGAUGCUAAACGUUCUUGCCGGUGGCGACUCUACAGCUGGUGCCAUGCGCUCAGUGGCUUAUCACGUCGUCAAGGACCCCGCCGUUUACAAGAAACUGAUCGCAGAGAUUGAGUCUGCCAAUCUGUCUCUUCCCGUGCCCCAGUGGAAGGAGAUCAGCAAGUUGACGUACUUUGAUGCUGUCAUGCGAGAGUCUAUGCGCAUUGCCCCUGCUGUUGGCCUUAUGCUUGAGCGAGAGGUACCUGAGGGUGGUUUCGAGCUUCCAGAUGGCCGCUUCAUCCCCGCCAACACCAAGGUCGGUAUCAACCCAUGUGUUGUCACCCGUGACGCUGGUGUUUUUGGUGACGAUGUUGACACAUUCCGACCUGAGCGAUGGUUACGAAGAGACGAUGAGACAGAGGAUGAAUACACUCAACGAUUCCGACGCAUGCAUGAGUGUACCGAGCUUAUGUUUGGUCACGGUACGCGGGUGUGUAUGGGCAAGCACAUGGCCAAGAUUGAGAUGUACAAGUUGUUUGCUACAGUCUAUGCCAACUACGAUGUCAAACUUACAAGCCCUGACCAUGAGUGGAAAUAUCACAACUCUUGGUUCAUGUAUCAUAGCGAUAUUCCUUGCAUCCUUACUCCCCGCCAGCGAACAUAG